Molecule: messenger RNA, 1158 nt
Organism: Penicillium antarcticum
Lineage: Eukaryota; Fungi; Ascomycota; Eurotiomycetes; Eurotiales; Aspergillaceae
Product: Zn(II)2Cys6 transcription factor domain-containing protein
Exons: 2
Coding region: 1-1158 (385 amino acids)
Biological process (GO): regulation of transcription by RNA polymerase II
Molecular function (GO): zinc ion binding; DNA-binding transcription activator activity, RNA polymerase II-specific
Source: RefSeq, a predicted model, not a curated record
AUGGGUGUGCCAAUUUGUGAUGAACAACGUCCGAGUUGUACUACUUGCAGCCAGAGACAGGAUGAAUGUGUGUACAAUUCCGAGGGGCCUUUUUUUUUCACAGAAAAGCAACGCCGAAGGCCCCAACGCACGAGGCGGUCUUCGGCAGACGAUGUAACAUCUCCCUCCAAUAGAGGCACAUUGCCUCUUCUUGAUCAGUUCGAGGCAGCGGAGGUAUCUGAAAGCACACCUAGACUGAACAUGGAGCAGCUUGAACUUGAGCUCCAGUGGAUCAUGCAUACGCAUAAACUCCUAGCUCGCAGCGAAGAGACCCGCAAGGUCUGGGAGCUAGUGGUGCUAAAAGAGGCUCUCCAGGCACCUUUUCUGAUGCAUGGAAUCUUGGGCCUUUCCGCACUACAUUUGUCAAAACUUCGUGAGCCUGAAAGUCAAUCCAAGUGGCUAAGUGUUGCAAUUUCACACAAAAACAUUGCCCUGUCCAUGUUCUCCGAUCAACUCUCCAAUAUUGACCGAUCCAAUGUCAAAGCAAUGAUGGGCUUUGCUGGUUUGGUAGUGGCAUUUGGACUGGGAAGUGCCCUUACCCCUGGAACUGCUGAUGGCCCAAGUCUGGACUCUUUGAUUAAAAUUUUUACUCUCUCGCGUGGUGUCCAGGCAGUCGCCAGCAGAGAGUUCGAAUUCUUACUCCAGAGUAAUUUUGCUCCUCUCUUCAACAUAACGCAACCAGAAAUAUGUUUGCCCGAUCAUGUCAUAGCUGCUUUUGACCGUCUCUGUGAACUAAACGCUCAGUGUGGCCAGCAAUCUGUUCAUCACAAUUGUCCAGUCUACGAGCGAGUGAUCAAGUCUUUGCGCGACCUAGCGGCUUUCACUUUAACAGAGCCCACAUCAAUGACUCUUGCCGCAGGCUGGGCUAUUCGAGCACCAGCAGAGUAUCUCAGUGAUCUGGAUCAUAGAGUACCCUUUUCCCUCGUGGUGCUAGCCCAUUACUGCGGAUUUCUACACAUGGCCUGCGAGAACUGGUGCGUAGGGCCUUGGGGCUCUGUGGUUUUAGAAGAGAUUAGGCAGUCCUUGCCCUCUGACUGGCAGCCCCAUAUCAAGUGGCCGAAAGAGCAAGUCGGGCUGGCGCAAAGUAACCAACCGGGUACAAUACCUAUGGAGACUUGA